GUUCCUGCCUUAAUCUAUCUCCUCUUCAAUGGACAUUUUGCUGCCUCUAUUGUGCUAUCUGCCAGCAUCAGCCUCCUGGUUCUUUCGGUCCUGAAUAUUUUUUCUUUUUCUUGCACAAUCACCAAGCAGGAAUUGGCUUUGACUCUGGAGGUGGCUCUGACAGGUCCUGACUAGAUGUUCGACUUUGCUUUCAUGACUCUUGGAGGCCCCCCUAGCACAGGCUGCGUAAGCACUUCAUUGUCUUCCUCCCUGGUUAAUAACCCACUGGUUUCUGGUCCUUUCUGUCGCUGUGGCUCUGACAAGAGUGCUGGCUUCAGGCUCUGGGUAUAGUGUAGUCUGUCCUUAUUCUACAUCGAGGAGGUGACACUUAAGCCAUAAUUAAAGGAAAAUACAGCUCCUUUGGCAAAGGCCAGAUCUUCCUGUGAUCAGAAGAGCUGGUGAGGAUAGCAGGCAUGGCUCUACUCCAGGUACUGUCCUAGUUUCUGAGGCUACUCGGUACCGCCAGCGAGGAUCCUGCGGCACCAUGAAUCCCCCUGGCAAAUGUGAUGAAAGUUCUGACAUCCAUAUCCGUUCUGGAAUCUCAGAGGAAGAGAAAGCAGCAGUGAAAAAGCGGAAGGAGCUAGUCUUGACAACCUUGAGGAACUUGGGCCUUAAUGCCAACAAGGCUCCUGUGGUUUCUGUCCUGGUCUCUGGCGGGGGCCUGAGGGCCGCCAUAGCCUGCCAAGGCAUCCUUAGUGAGCUGAGCAACGUGGAGCUCCUGGACCUGGUCACAUACCUUGCGGGGGUCUCUGGCUCCACUUGGUGCAUGUCCUCCCUCUACACCAAGAGUGAUGGGUGGCAGAACCUGCAGAAGGCAGAGAAUGAGUUACGGAGGCGACUGCAGAAGGACAAAUGGAAUUUCUCUCAUGCCCUGACUGGGCUCUGCAUGGCUGCAAAGAGGGAUGACUAUUCCCUGACUGACUUCUCGUCCUAUACCCUUGUCUACUUCCUUACUAAGGAACUUCUGGAUGCCAACCUGUCAGGUUCAAGGAGUCAGUCUGAGACGGGGACUGUGCCGUAUCCCAUAUUUGCCACUGUCGACCAUUACUUCAAACGCGAAGGAAAGAAGACUCUGAAGUCCUGGUUUGAAUUCACUCCUCAUGAAGCUGGCUACCCAACACUUGACCUCUCAACACCUGGUGCUUAUGUUUCUACCACCCUUUAUGGGAGCAAGUUCAAGGCAGGGAAGCUCAUCCAACAGGAAGCUGAAAGGGAUUUAUCCUACCUGAGAGGAUUGUUUGGCAGUGCUCUGGUGGACAGAAAUUCUAUUCUCACAUCUAUAAGAGAUUUCUUAUUGAAAUUCAUCCAUCAGGAUAGUACCGAGAAACAAAACCUCCUAGGUCUGUAUCCCAAAGAGAUAGAAGGAAAAGGACUUGUGCUUGAAGGAGAUAUCUUGAAAACCAUCAUGGAAGAACUAGUCACCUUGGUUUACAUCUUUACUACUGGUGGAGACUAUCUGCCAGUCCUGGAAAGUCUCCAAUUUAAAAUGGCAGGGUACAAAGAUUUUUCUCAGUCUCAGAGAAUGAUCACCAAGAUGCUUCAGCACUCGCGCCAGACCUCUUCAGAUCAACAGAGACAAUCCAUUCUGGACUUACUCACAGAGGUUUUGAAGCAUGAUGCAAAGGAAGAGCGCAAUAUCCGACCUUUCGUCCAAUUCAUAUGGAAGACUUUCAAGUGCCUCUUAUUCUGGACAUGGGGAACAACAAAUAACUUUCUGUAUAAGUAUGGAGACAUCAAGGACAAGGAUCUCACAGACCAGGAAAAUCUGUAUUUGAUGGAUGCUGGCCUGGAUAUCAACUGUGCCUAUCCCCUGGUCCUGCCCCCAGUGCGGGACACUGACAUCAUCCUCUCCUUUGACUUCAGUGAAGGGGAUCCAUUUUUGACCAUCAAAGAUACAGCAAAGUAUUGCAAAGCCUGCAAUAUCCCCUUCCCUCCGGUGGAUGAAGAUAAGCUCGACCAAGAUGCCGAGGCUCCCUCUGACUUCUACAUCUUUGAAAGGGAGAAGGGCCCUGUGGUCAUGCACUUCCCCCUUUUCAAUAAAGUGAAUUGCGGCAGCCCAGAGGUCAUCAAGAAGAGACGUGAGACCUUUGCGACAUUCCGCUUUGACGACUAUUCUGAUGAUGAGGUGCGUCAACUCCUGGAAGAUGCGAAGGCCAAUGUGAGGAACAAUAAGGAAAGAAUCUUGGGAAAGAUCUGUACACUGGCACGGGCAGCCUCAUAGGACGGCGGCCUCCAAAGCUUCUGCCCUCACAGGGUGCACACACGCUGGCAUGGCUUCUACUACCCAGGAGCAGCUGUUGUUCCUUCUGCCCUUCUGGGACAAUCUCUCAGUCAGCUGCUCCAGAAAUGCUUUCAGUGGCCAACUCUUUUUAGAAGGCCCCGCCAUUAUGCUUCGUACUCUCAGACGACUUGUCUGCCUUCUGCUUACCCUCUCUCAGGGCCAAUAAAAUGUUGUCCUGGCUCACAGCCAUCUCGAGUUUCAUCCUUCUUGUUACUCUUCUAUUUACAGAAGCUUAGAGUUGCCAGGAGGAGGGCUGGUCCCAGGGCGAGGACACAGGAAUUGGAGUCACGGUUCAGACACUGGAUGUGGGUCCCUGAUACAGUUUGCUCUAAGCUUCUGUUUCUUCUUAUAUAGAACAGUGAUAUAUAGGCAAUGUCCAGCUCAGAUCUGCUGAGUGAGGUGGGGAAGAAUGUAGCAUCCCAAGCAUAUUCACAUCUAUGAAAUAUAAAUGACUGUAUGGCGACUGUGUCUCCAAGCAUGAGGCUUUACCGAUAAGGUUUGUGAAGGUAACCUUGACCUGAUCAUGCGACCUAUUGACCAUCACAAGCCCAUUAACAUAUUCGGAGACUUGCCGGGAAAGCGCGGUUACGUCCUACACGCCCAAAAGGUGUUCCCUCCAUUGUACCACCCAAUCUUGAUUGUCUAAGAUAUGUGAUGUAAUUGUUACGUGAUUAGAGGCAUCCCUCUGCCUCCUCAUCAAUAAAAGCAAGGCAACCCCUGGAAUUCUCUCUUUUUAGGAAGGUUCUUUCCCUCGCUAGGAUCACAGUUUCUCUCUCUCUCUCUCUCUCUCUCCUCCAAGUCCUUUCCUUCCCCGAGGCUGUGACCAUCUCGGCCUGCAUUCUCUAUCUUAAUCUCCUCAACCACCUCCUAUUCCAUUAUCCUCAUUUUCCACCUUAAGGAAAAUCAUAGGGGUUGCCUGCCCUAUCCAACCACUGACCUGUCCGUGUCUUUCAUUUCCACCCUGGUUCUCGGUUCCUACCUCUCCUCGGGUCCCAUCACAAAGGGGAGCCCCUUCCCUUGUGGGACCCUGCUGGUCAGGGAAGUCCAUUAGGAGCGAAC
Messenger RNA from Monodelphis domestica (gray short-tailed opossum), 3379 nucleotides. Lineage: Eukaryota; Metazoa; Chordata; Mammalia; Didelphimorphia; Didelphidae. The record is from RefSeq and is a predicted model, not a curated record.